AUCCCAUACCGCGUACCAAACGACACUAGGGCUUGCCAUAUUAUGAUUUUUGAAUUUGCCACCCCACCCCCACGCUACCCCCACCCCCAACCCCACUUGAAUAACUUAUAAACAAAUAUUUAUUCGAAUCUUUUGAAAUUUACUGAAAAAUAUCUCUGCCUUUUUUCUCCAUAGAGUUUCUGGGAAUAAUGGGGAAAAGGGCUAAGAAAAAAGCCAGUAGUGGUGUAAAGCUAACGCGGAAUCCUGUUGCAUCUACAAAUCCUAUUGAUGAAAAGAGCAGUCCAAAUAUUGAUUCUCCUGAUGAUGCAGCUGUUGUUGUAAGUGAUAGAAAAGGAUGUCCACAUGUUGAUAAGGUUAUUAAUGUGGACAAAGUCUCUGCUAAACUUGGGUCGUCGGAAUCUGUUAGGUGUGAGGAUUGCAGGGAAGAAGUAGCUGAUAGACGAGCAAGUAGGAAACAAGGAAAAAAUAAGGGAGGUGCAGAUCCCAAGCAGAAGUCUAAAGCCAUUUGGGUCUGUUUAGUAUGCGGACAUUUCUCGUGUGGAGGUGUUGGGCUCCCUGCUACACCUCAGAGCCAUGCAGUUCGGCAUGCAAGGCAUUACCAUCACCCCCUAGCCGUACAGUUUGAAAAUCCUCAACUGCGCUGGUGUUUUCUGUGCAAUACACUACUUCGUGCUAAGAAAGUAGAGGAUGGCAGUGAACAAAAAAAUGUACUUGAGUACAUUCUCAAGAUGAUUAAAAGAAGUCCGUCUGAAGGACCUACUGUUGAUGUGGAAGCUGUUUUGUUUGGGAGUGGGAGUGUCGCUAGUGGGAUUAAGUCAGAAGCUUCUGCCUCUAUUGGUGCUGAUGGAGAAGGUGGUUAUGUAAUCAGGGGAUUGGUUAAUUUAGGGAACACAUGUUUUUUCAAUUCCAUAAUGCAGAACCUACUGGCAAUGAAUAGACUACGGGAUUACUUCCUUAAGUUUGAUGGUUUUUCUGGUCCUCUUACCGUUGCUCUGAAGAAUCUCUUUACUGAGACAAGCAACGAGACUUCCUUGCAAAAAUCUAUAAAUCCAAAAUCUUUGUUUGGUUCAAUAUGCGCCAAGGCUCCACAGUUUCGAGGAUACCAACAGCAGGACAGUCACGAAUUGCUUCGUUGUUUACUUGAUCGUCUGUGUACUGAGGAAUUGAUCCUCAGAAAGCAAAACAAAUCUUCUCAGGAUGGCGAUAACUCCCUACGUUCAUAUCCAACUUUUGUUGAUGACAUCUUUGGUGGUCGACUCUCUAGCACCGUUAGUUGUCUUGAGUGUGGGCACACUUCAGUUGUCUAUGAGCCAUUCUUGGAUCUCUCGUUGCCUGUUCCGACUAUAAGACCUCCAUCUAAAGGAGCUCAAUCAAUCUCCAAUGCCAAAAUAUCAAAACCUCCAAAGAGAAGCGGAAAAGUUCUUCCUAAAGUUAGCAGAGAUGCAGCUUCUCCUAAUUCUCAAAGUGCUCAAGGAAAUGAAGAGAAAUCUCUAAGCCAUGUGCAUCCUACAGUACCUGUCUCUGAAGGAAUGAUAGUUCCCUCUGAUGCAUUGCUAGAAUUCAUUGAUGCUGGUGUUAUGGCCGAUUAUAUGGGUUUAACUUCACAGGACUUAUGUUCCAUUCAGAAGUCCUCUUAUGAGCGAAAUUGUGAGGGUGUGACUGGGCAGUUGGCUACGGUGGAUGAUUCGACCUGGUUAGAUUUUCUCGAUCAGGAUACAUUGCCAAAUGGUGAUGAUGCAGCUUCACAUGUUGAUGACAGCCUGACUAAUCAGGGUUCUGAAAUUGGAUCUGUUCAACCUGUUGACUCUUUGCAGAAUAAUCUUAAUGCUGAUACAGAGGUGAAGUUGACAUGUACAGACAUCACUUGUUCUCCUAUAGGGCCUUCUGAUGCAUCGCUAGAAUCCAUUGAUGCUGGUGUUAUCGCUGAUUAUUUGGGUUUAUCUUCACUGGACUUAUGUUCCAUUCAGAAGACCCAUUAUGUGCGAAAUUGUGAUGGUGUGACUAGGCAGUUGGCUACAGAAGAUGAUUCGACAUGGUUAGAUUUUCUCGAUCAGGACACACUGCGAAAUGGUGAUGACUCAGCUUCACAAGUUGAUCAUGUCCUGACUAAUCAGGGUUCUGAAACGCGAUCUGUUCAGCCUGUUGACUCUUUGCAGAAUAAUCUGGAUGCUGAUACACAGAUGAAGUUGACAUGUACAGACAGCUGUUUUUCUCCUAGUGAUUUAAUGUGCUUGGAUGAUCAAAGACAAUCCGAAUCAGCAGUCUGCGAUAUAGAUUCUGAAUUCAGUAAAAAGUUACUGAUUAAAGACGUUAUAAAUGUUGAGCAUAGCUCAGUGUUCUGCAGCCAGAUCUGCUCUGUGGAUUCUAAUCUUGGCACAGAUUCAUAUACAAGGCUAUCGGAAGAUGAAGCCCUGUUACAACUACAAGAGUCAGAGGUUCUGUUACUUCCUUACAAAGAAGUAACCUCAAGUGCUGGCGACACGUUAACAGAAGGUUGUGAGGUAUCCUCCGCUGCUGUUGGUUGGGAACAAGAUUCAUUGGACUUGGAUGGUGUGGGAGAUUUAUAUAAUGAACCUGAGUCUGAUGCACAACUUUCUGAACAACUUUUGUGCAACGGCGGCGUUUCUCAGGCCAAUGGACUCUGCGAAACUAGGUUUACUGUUUCAAACAUCAGCGAGUCUGAUCCGGAAGAGGCUGAUAAUACAGAUGCUCCAGUAUCAGUUGAGAGUUGUUUGGCUUAUUUUACAAAGCCCGAGCUUCUUUCCAAAAGUGAACAUGCUUGGCAAUGUGAAAAUUGCACAAAAGUUCUUAAAGAAAAGAGAAUGAGAUCUAAGAAUAAAUCGGUAAAGCCUAGAUCACAUAGCCUGGUGAACGGACAUGAGGGCAACAAUCCAAAUGGUGCGUCUCGUUCAGGGACAUCUCCUCCGACUGGACUGAGAAAUAAUGGAAGUACAGACAAUGAUGCACUAGAAACUUUUGAAGACAGGUUGUUGUCCCCAAAGGGAACCAGCCCUAGAGCUGAGCAAGAUUCAGUGUCUUGGAUAUUGGAAAACAACACAGAGGAAAAUCAAGGUGAAGCUAGUAGUCAAAUGAAUAUCAACUUACAGAACAAUAUAAUUCAGCUGCUGGAAGCUCCACUGAUUUCUGCUAAAUCUGAAUCUGAAGAAAGUGAGAGCGAAGAGACAGACUUUAAAAGAGUUGGGGCCGAGAGAGAUGCAACUAAACAGAUCCUAAUUGAUAAGGUCCCUCCUAUUUUAUCAAUUCAUCUAAAGAGGUUCAGUCAAGAUGCUCGGGGGCGCUUGAAUAAGCUGAAUGGCCAUGUCAAUUUCAGAGAUACUGUUGAUCUCAGACCAUAUGUUGACACCAGGUGCCUGCAGAAGGAGACAUACAAAUACCAGCUUAUUGGUGUAGUGAUACAUUCGGGGACGAUGAGAGGAGGUCAUUAUGUUGCAUAUGUUAGAGGAGGUCCCAAGAUUGCAGGGAAAGACAAGAACGCGGAAGAUUUCGCGUGGUAUUAUGCAAGCGACAGUCAUGUUCGUGAGGUCUCGUUAGAGGAAGUUCUUCGCUCUGACGCGUACAUUUUGUUUUACGAAGAAACUUGAUAGAAAUUUCUUAAUUUAUGAUGAUAUUUGGGUAUACACACACAUACACAGAAAAGGAAAGGGGUAGGAGAAUUUCCAGUACCAACACCCAUUUUUUGGUUUUACUUUUCCAAUUUUGAUGUGCAAUUGCAUAAGGAAGAGUAUAUAACUUAACAAUAUACCUUGAGAAAGAGAAUAUGAUUAUUUUAUUUUUUUUUAUGAGAAUUGAAUUGGUAUAUAACUAUUUACCAUUUUGAUUUAUAUCAAUAGCAUUGUAACUUUUCACUCUA
Messenger RNA from Capsicum annuum, 3871 nucleotides. RefSeq names its product ubiquitin carboxyl-terminal hydrolase 2. The coding region runs from base 189 to 3602 and encodes 1137 amino acids. Gene Ontology annotation, biological process: protein deubiquitination. The record is from RefSeq and is a predicted model, not a curated record. The transcript is spliced from 3 exons. Gene Ontology annotation, cellular component: cytosol; nucleus. Gene Ontology annotation, molecular function: cysteine-type deubiquitinase activity; cysteine-type endopeptidase activity; zinc ion binding. Lineage: Eukaryota; Viridiplantae; Streptophyta; Magnoliopsida; Solanales; Solanaceae.